UUUGUGCUCCAAACAGACAAGGUCCUGACGGAGAAGAGAAAGCUGUUAAUCCGUUCUUUGGAUGAAGGUACAAUAAAUGGCUUACUGGGUGAAUUAUUCGAGACAAGGGUGCUGAAUCAGGAAGAGAUAGAGAUAGUAAAAUGUAAAAAUGCUACAGUUAUGGAUAAGACCCGAGCUUUGCUUGACUCUGUUAUUCUGAAAGGGGCUCCGGCAUGCCAAAUUUGUGUCACAUACAUUUAUGAAGAAGGCAGUCACCUGGCAGGGACACUGCGACUCUCAGCAGGUCCAACAUCUGGAAAUCACCUUACUACAGAAGAUUCUCAACUAGUACUUCCUUCCUUUGCAGCUCCUCAGGCAGUGCCAGUGUGGGGCAACCCUGCUAUGCCUACAUCCUCAGGCUUAGGAAGAAGCGUCAAGCUUUGCUCCCUAGACGAAACUAAAAGGAUACGGAAAGAAAAGUCAACAGAGAUUUAUCCAAUAAUGGACAAGUCAAGUCGCACACGUCUUGCUCUCAUUAUCUGCAAUGAAGAGUCUGACAGUCUUUCUAAAAGAGUGGGAGCUGAGGUUGACAUCAUAGGCAUAACAAUGCUGCUACAAAAUCUGGGGUACAAGGUGGAUGUGAAAAGAAAUCUCACUGCUUCGGUAAAGUCUAUUAUACCAUAGAGACAACGGUCACGCCCUUUGUGUAACUAAAUAAUAUUAGAAAGUUUGAUUGUAGGACCAAGGAAUAUAAUCUUUUGAUUAUCUAAAAUAUAAACUUCCCAUGAGAGGGUGCUGUAU
This is a messenger RNA of Chlorocebus sabaeus (green monkey), 780 nucleotides long. RefSeq names its product Caspase recruitment domain-containing protein 17 (gene CARD17). Gene Ontology annotation, cellular component: IPAF inflammasome complex; NLRP3 inflammasome complex; AIM2 inflammasome complex. Gene Ontology annotation, biological process: regulation of inflammatory response; regulation of apoptotic process; proteolysis. Lineage: Eukaryota; Metazoa; Chordata; Mammalia; Primates; Cercopithecidae. The record is from RefSeq and is a predicted model, not a curated record. Gene Ontology annotation, molecular function: caspase binding; cysteine-type endopeptidase activity.